ACUGAUAGCGAUAUUGCUGUUCCAUAUGGCACGUUCAAAAGAAUCAGCAGUGAAACACCAAAGGAACAGAUCUGGGAUUGGAACGAGGUUUGGAUUUGAUGCGGCAGUCGCUGCGCAUUACGUUAGGGACAGAAGCACGAGAUAA
Messenger RNA from Gongylonema pulchrum, 145 nucleotides. The record is from the annotation of a GenBank genome assembly. Lineage: Eukaryota; Metazoa; Nematoda; Chromadorea; Rhabditida; Gongylonematidae.